This is a messenger RNA of Erpetoichthys calabaricus (reedfish), 504 nucleotides long. The record is from the annotation of a RefSeq genome assembly. NCBI's taxonomy places the organism in Eukaryota, Metazoa, Chordata, Cladistia, Polypteriformes, Polypteridae.
AUGGUUAUAAUAAUUGUUUUUUCUGUUAUGUUUUUAAUUAGUUUAAUUGCAGUGGCAUCUAACCCUUCUCCCUAUUUUGCUGCUUUAGGGUUAAUAAUUGGUGCUGGUGUUGGGUGUGGUAUAUUGACGCAGUUUGGUAUGACUUUUUUAUCGAUAAUUUUGUUUUUAAUUUAUCUAGGCGGAAUAUUAGUUGUUUUUGCAUAUUCUGCUGCACUUGCAGCGGAGCCUUACCCAAGUGCAUGGGGUUCUUUAGAGGUUUUUUCUUAUGUAGUGGGGUAUCUUAUAUUAGUUGUUGUAAUAUGAAUAUUACUAGUUAAUGAUUUUGGGGCUUUUGAUGAAAUUGAGGGUUGUGUUAUAUCAGUGCGACGUUAUGUAGGAGUGUCUGAGAUAUAUAAUGCUGGCGGUUAUAUGUUGUUAGUGGCCGGUUGGGUAUUAUUGGUAGCUUUAUUAGUAGUUCUAGAAUUAACUCGUGGGUUCGGUCGGGGUUGUCUUCGUGCAGUUAGA